This is a messenger RNA of Silurus meridionalis, 1758 nucleotides long. It is a transcript of the gene gnpnat1, whose product is annotated as glucosamine-phosphate N-acetyltransferase 1. Gene Ontology annotation, biological process: UDP-N-acetylglucosamine biosynthetic process. Lineage: Eukaryota; Metazoa; Chordata; Actinopteri; Siluriformes; Siluridae. The coding region runs from base 148 to 720 and encodes 190 amino acids. The record is from RefSeq and is a predicted model, not a curated record. Gene Ontology annotation, cellular component: Golgi apparatus; endoplasmic reticulum-Golgi intermediate compartment; endoplasmic reticulum. Gene Ontology annotation, molecular function: glucosamine 6-phosphate N-acetyltransferase activity; monosaccharide binding. The transcript is spliced from 6 exons.
CCUCGCGCAGUGUGACGUAGGCGGAAGUGAGGCGCGCCGGAGCUUCACUCCCUCAUUCCCUACUGUCACUGUAUCAGAACACGAUACAACACACUUUAUCCGACAACAUUGGGCUGAUUGAAACCAAACGUCGCUUCUGAUCGCCGCAUGUUUGAAGCCUGCGGGAUGCUGCUGGACGAGACGCCACUGUUUGACCCUUCGUUGCUCCAGGAGCUGGACUGGAGUAGCAGCGUUGUGUCCUUCUCACCCUCCAUCUCACCCUUAAAUCCCGGAGACAGCCUCGUCCUCCGUCCUCUCCACCUCGCCGACUUAGACAGAGGACUCUAUAAGGUCCUGUCGCAGCUCACGGUGGCAGGAGACGUCACGAAAGAGCAGUUCAGAGCGAAUUUUGAACACAUGAAGAAAACCGGCGACUAUUACGUCAUCGUGGUCGAGGACACGAACGUUGGGCAGAUCGUUGCCACGGCGAUGCUGAUCAUAGAGCACAAAUUCAUUCAUGGGUGUGCAAAGCGAGGGCGUGUCGAGGAGGUGGUGGUCAGUGACGUCUGCAGAGGAAAACAGCUGGGAAAACUGCUCGUCGCGGUGUUGACUCUGCUCAGCAAAAAACUGCAGUGUUACAAGAUCACGCUGGAGUGCGCGCAGAAGAACGUUGAAUUCUACAAGAAGCUGGGAUACACGCCCUCCGACGAAACCUACAUGCAGUGUCGCUUCUUCGAGUGAGCCCCUAGGGGACGCUGCGCAUAAGGAGCGGGUGGUUCCUGAUAUCCGAGCUCGCACUGACUGUACGCGGGAUUAACCUUGCUGAUUUUCCAUAAGAACGGACCGAGACUUGGCCCCAGUCAGGGUCAAACAAAAUCAACCAAAUCUACAGCAUGAUGAAGGAUCAUAGGUAUAGAAUAUAAAGUCCCAGUCACUAAUGCUCUCAGAAGGUCUGUUUUUUUUUUCGCUUGGUCAUUUUGUUAAGUCAUUUAUGCUGGAAAAAUUAAGGUACUUGAAAUAUUUUCGUAAAAAACAUACUUUUCUAUAUGGUAAUUUAUAUUUUUCUUAUAAUAAACAGUACCAAAAUAUUCUCUGAGGAAGAACGAAGACCUUAAAUAUGCUUUGCUUAUUUAUACAUGAUCAUUUUGCAUACGUUUUCCCCUCAAAAAAACAAACACACUACAAAUGUAGUCGAUCAGCUGGAAGUUUACCUGGUAGCUUUAAUCGGCACAACUAAAGACGCAUGGCUCGCAGUGGCUCAGUUUCUUCUCUUUUUUUAUAAAUGCUGUUGAAGAAGAAGCAGAAGAAGAAAGUCAUGGCUACAAAUUCCAGACCCUCUGUAGAGUUUACAUUCACAACCAGAAGCUGAGUUUAAUGCACUUUAGCCGGUUUCUGUCAGACCGUACUGCCGAUAUCUUUUCCUAUUACGCUAAUCUCUAAAGGCUUUCCUCACUGUUUACAAGAUAUAUUACAUAUUACAAUCAGUAAUAUGUGGCACAUGUCCAGCCGUGAUCGCAACUUUCGUUAAUAAACAUUAUUUAUUAGCAAACUAUAAACCAGAGACUGUGGAUUGAAACUGAUGACAAAUAAUAUAUAUUCCUAUCAAGUAAUGGUACACUACCUAACAUUUAUUUUUUAUAUCCUAAAUGUAAUAGAGAUACUUGGGAUGUUUCUAUACUGUACAAUGCAGCAUUUUAUUUCUUUUCUUAUGUAAAUGCUCUGAAAGGGGGAUAUGGGUAAAAAGUGAAAAAAAUCCAAUUAAAAAAGCUUUUCUGUUUA